Umbelopsis ramanniana AG is the source of this 3077-nucleotide messenger RNA. RefSeq lists its product as uncharacterized. The record is from RefSeq and is a predicted model, not a curated record. The transcript has 2 exons. Gene Ontology annotation, biological process: protein phosphorylation. NCBI's taxonomy places the organism in Eukaryota, Fungi, Mucoromycota, Umbelopsidomycetes, Umbelopsidales, Umbelopsidaceae. Gene Ontology annotation, molecular function: ATP binding; protein kinase activity. Bases 11 to 2602 code for a protein of 863 amino acids.
ACAGAGCUCUAUGUUGCCACCGUGCUUGGGUUACGAUAGCAGCAAUAAUGUGUAUCGAUUCAACGUUGCUGUCAACGGGACAACGGCGGAUAUUGAAAAAUUGACAGCUUCUUCGAAUAUCGAAUGGCAGAAAGUCUUACCCGCUGUCAACGUGCCUGUUUCAGGGCAAUGCUAUUUCGAUGCGCAUUCAUACACCUUCGGCAUUGUAGCGGAAUUGACACCUUCUAGUGAUGGAGCUGCCUCGGCCCUGAACGGAGUGUUUUACCGACCUACACAAAAUCCUGCAAACGUCUCCGAAGUCGUUUAUCUUCCAGCUAGUAAUCCCGCUACGCUAUCUUAUCAAAAUAACACCAAUUACUUCACCUCAGUGGAUGCUGGUUCAAACACACAAUGUGUAUUUUCAUUUGAACCUUUGAAGAGUACAAUGGCUUACACUUGUUUCAACCAAACCGAAGAUGUAGCCUCCACCACGAGCACCCACAAAUGGUUGACAUUUACGCUGCCGACAAGUACCAGCUCGUCAGGAUUGCGCAACGCUGCCAAACGGCAAGCUGUUCCCGUUGCUGCUGCUGCCUCCACCACCACCAUUAAUGGUGCAGCUAAUGGUGGUGCAGCUGUAGCAAGUACCGAGACACCCAGUCCUACAACAUUGGCGGCUUCGAGUUCGACUUCACAAAUGUCUCAGGAACAACCCACAAGUAAUCCUUUAGCAGCCGCCAACUGCGGAUCACAAUGCCAGCUAAACGGGGUGCUAGUGGCGACAAAUUCACAUGUACUCUUGAUUGGAUGGCCUAAUUCUCAAACGGUUUACUACGGAAAUGUGGACGAUGCGGUAUCAGACGCUACGAAUACGGCUGGAGGUUUAAAAUUUAAUCUAUCGCCAAGUAACAUUUCCUCACCUUUCAGUCCAGGAACAGCUACCGCCAUUUCGGAUGAUACUUUUGCAUAUCUGUCUUAUGGCAGUAAUCCAAAGCUAUCAUUUUAUAGUACAUCCAAAGAAGGAUCGAUCAGCACAGCGUCUUCUUCAUUCAAUCUAACGUCAAGUGGUUCGAAUGUGAGCAGCGCAAAUAUGCUUCUAAUUAAACGGUCUACCUCAAACUCGAGCUCUGUCUUUAAGCGCGAUGAGCCUUCCUCUUCCUGGCUACUGGCAUCCACAAUGGGUGCAUCUGGUAGCUUGUCUGUAGUAGCAACUAACCCACAGAGCCCAUCUACUGUAUCUACUUUGAACAGUGGUGAUCCUAUACCUGCAUGGGUUGGCUCUCCAGUAAAUUCACCUCCAGUAGCAUCAUCAACAGGUUCAUCAACGAACAUUGGCGCCGUAGUCGGAGGUGUCAUUGGUGGUGUUGCCUUUGUCGUGAUAUGCAUCGCAUUGUUGAUCUUCUACCGCCGCCGGGCCCGUCAUGAAAAGUUCAGUAAAGGGUCUUCGAAGUCCAGAGGCAUUCAAAAUGAACAAUACAGUGACUAUAUCGACGAGCGUCCCGGUGUUCAUAAUAAUUCCCCUAUUAGCAUGAUGAAAAUUACUCCACCUAGGCUUACGAAUGGCAGGUACCGGCAAGAUACUUUGGAAUCCAUCAUGUCUCCCGUACAAAAUACCUUCUCCCCUGUUGUAUCGCAGUCUCACUCCAAUACAAUUUUGCCAGACGUUACCCAAAACUACUUACAAAACUCGAACAUCAAUAUACAUGAAUAUACCGGCGCUGACAAAAAUGACCUACAAAUAGAUCUGAAAGGUGGUACUCAUGUGCUAGGUGACAAGUAUGCUUUGACAAGCGAGCCAGCAACGAAGAUUACAACAUACUACACGAUACGAACAGCCAACAAGUUACCUGACAAGAUGGAUCAAGUGUCUCUUCAUUUCUUCAAGGAACCAGCCCUCGGUCUUCAGGUGGCUCAAAUCGGGUUUGCUACUGAGCUCGCUGGAAGCACGAUCAUCAACCAUAGCGAAUCAUACAAAUUAACUGGAGGAAAUGGCUAUGCAGCGUUAUCGGUUACGGAUGCUUGUUCACCAACCAAGUCACUUUAUCGUCUCAUACACCCUGCGGCUGGCGAUUUGACUCUCGCCGACACCACUGAUCAAUAUUUCCAAUUCCUAACCAUCAAGUCAUUGCUGCAGGCAUUGGAAGUGCUGCAAAGACACAAGUUAGCUCAUACUAGCCUGUCAACGAAUGCGUUUUUCCAUAUCGGUGGUUGCGUGACGGAAUGGAAGCUCGGAAAGCUGGAAGAGUGUAGAGUCUUCGGUGACUAUGUUGGCGAUUGCGAUGUUUCGGAAACCACUCCACCAGAGAUAUUGAACGGCAUUGUGUCUCAUAUUUCCGCAGAAAGCAACCUCUGGUCUCUUGGUGUUGUCAUUUAUGAAAUCAUCACAGGAAAACCGUUGUUCAAAUCUGUCAAUGAUGCCACACAGUUUGCGAAAGCAGGCGCACCAGUCCAUCUGCAUGCAAUCACCAACAGCAAAUCUCAAAUGCUACUGUCUUGCAUGCUUCAAACACAACCAACCCAGCGAAGUAAGGUCGAGGAUCUCCUCUUCAUUUGGGAUGAAGAUGGUGCUGGUCGGGUGGAUUAUGCUGAUGAUGAUGACCUUGAUAGCAUAGAGGGAUACUAGCUUUGCAUAUAUUAUACAUUUCCUCCAUACUAAAACUGUGAAGGCAGCUUUUCCAACUGUAAAAAGUCCACGUAUGCAAAAAAUGCGGCAGUUUAUGGUAUAAUUGUUGUGCAUGCUACAUUAAGGUGGAAAUAUAAAAUGAUGGAUGCUGAGAGAGUUCAAAAAUGAAAAUACUAUACAGUGUUCGAUGAUCAUAAUGUACACAUUAUUUGUCUAUGUUGGGGGUUUCCAUGGAGGUUUCGUCGCGAGGCAUGACAAUACCCAUACGGUUCAUGAUAUUUCCAAUGGGUCCGGGCAGACCUUCCUGGCUCUUGAAACUUUCCAGCAUAUUUUUCACGAGAUUGAGUUCAAUAUCAACGGGUGCAUCUUCAUCUUCUUCCAUUUCAUCCUCAGAAGCUGCUUCAUCUCCUUCGCCAGUGGAAGGCUGGAAUCUGACUGAUUUGUGGAAGGACGCAUUGAUCUUCUUAUGACCCCG